Molecule: messenger RNA, 675 nt
Organism: Aspergillus pseudoviridinutans
Lineage: Eukaryota; Fungi; Ascomycota; Eurotiomycetes; Eurotiales; Aspergillaceae
Product: putative MFS transporter
Exons: 2
Coding region: 1-675 (224 amino acids)
Cellular component (GO): membrane
Molecular function (GO): transmembrane transporter activity
Source: RefSeq, a predicted model, not a curated record
AUGAAGAGCAAGCAAGAACAACAAACGGCACAGGAAGACCAUAUCACUCCGAUUCAAACCACUCGCAAUGAACCCAUCAAGGAGAAAGCGGCCCAGUUCCUGGCCACCGUAAAUGAAGACAGAACCUUUACAGUAGAGGAGGAAAAAGCCGUCCUGAGACGGAUCGACCGGCGGGUCCUCCCUUUGCUGUUAGCAGCAUACUUCUUUCAGCAGCUCGACAAAUCGUCGCUCUCGUAUGUUUCCAUCUUCGGCAUCGUGGAAGAUGCGAACCUCCACGGCAAGCAGUAUUCUUGGCUGGGGUCGAUUUUGUACCUGGCCCAGCUGGUCAUGCAACCUAUUGCCGCCUUGCUCUUGGUCAAAUUGCCCACGGGGAAGCUGAUCGCGUCGGCGGUGUUUCUCUGGGGAAGCUCACUCGCCAUCAUGGCGGCUUGCACGGAUUUUCCCAGUUUGCUAGGAUUGAGAUUCACUCUGGGCGCGUUUGAAGCCAUGAUCGGUAUGUCCUUCAACCAAUUCCGGUGCCAUGUUGACGGUUUUAGCACCGUCAUGUGUGGCCGUGACGCAAAUGUGGUGGAGGCGAGGCGAGCAGACACUCCGGACGGCCUUUUGGAACGGAAUGAACGGCGUGACCUUUAUUAUCGGCAGCUUGUUCACCUACGGACUAGGGCAUAUCCAUAG